AUGCCGCGGUCAGUUGCCACGUCAGCUCCGCGCUUUCCCGCAUUUCUCUCCCGCCCUCCCCUCCCGCUCAUCAUCGGCGCGCUUUUCGCGCUGCUGCUCCUAGGGUUGUUCCUCUCUUCGCCGCCCACGCCGUCGCUACCGACAAGCGUUCCCGCCCAUGACAGGCUGGCGAACUUCCACCCUGUCAGCGAGGUGCGGUGGGCCAUCAUCGGGUGUGGCGAUGUGACAGAGAAGAAGUCCGGCCCGGCGCUCGCCCUCAUCCCGUCGUCUCGCCUCGUGGCUGUCAUGCGCCGCAACGCCACCCUGGCUCAGGACUACGCGCAGCGCCACCACGUGCCCAGGUGGUCAACGAACGCAGAGGAGACAAUCAACGACGCCGAUGUGAACGCUGUGUACAUCGCCACUCCCCACCGAUACCACAAGCAAUAUGCCAUCAUGGCAGCGCGGGCAGGGAAGCCAGCCUACGUGGAGAAGCCAAUGGGAAUGAGCCACGUGGACAGCUCUGACAUCCUCGCUGCCUUCCAGCGCGCCAAGCUGCCUCUCUUUGUCGCCUACUACCGCCGCACCCUGCCCAACUUCCUCAGGAUCAAGGCCCUAUUGGAAUCUGGGGCCAUAGGGGACGUCCUGUCCGUGCAGGUGGUAUACCACCGGCCACCCAACAAGUACGACUACCAGUGGGCGCUCAGCGGAGUCCCGAGUCAGAAGGAGCUGCAGACGAUGCUGCAGCAACAGCAGCAGGAGGGAAGGGGAGGGAACGAGGAGGGGAGCGGAGCAAGGGAGCAACAGCAGAGGCGGUACCCGUACCGCCCGUUACCCCAGCACCACCCACCAGGGGCGUCUCUGCACAACGCCACUCUCAAGUGGCGUGUGGACCCCCUGGUGGGCGGGCUUGGUGGGUACUUUCGGGACAAGGGCAGCCACCAGCUGGACCUGCUCGACUUCUGGUUCGGCCCUGUGGUGAGUGCGUGUGAGGAGGGGGAGUUGGGUGAGUGCGCCUUUGAGUCGACUCAAAACCCACCAGGGGCGUCUCUGCACAACGCGACUCUCAAGUGGCAUGUGGACCCCCUUGUGAGUGGCCUGGGUGGGUACUUCUGGGACAAGGGCAGCCACCAGUUGGACCUGCUCGACUUCUGGUUCGGCCCCGUGGUGAGUGCAGGUGGGAGGAUUGAGCGGGUGUGCACCCAUAGCGAGUGUGCGGGUCUAGCCUCGCUAUAA
Messenger RNA from Closterium sp. Naga37s-1, 1215 nucleotides. The record is from the annotation of a GenBank genome assembly. NCBI's taxonomy places the organism in Eukaryota, Viridiplantae, Streptophyta, Zygnematophyceae, Desmidiales, Closteriaceae.